GGCACACGGUCAAUAUAAGUGAUACACACAUAGACAGACAGACGACACAUGUGGAUGGUGUCUCGUUGACUCUCAUCCUAGUCGUUUUUAUUCAAACAAAAAUGAUUCACGUCAUUAUGAGCGCAAUUUAUUGUGCGUAGAAAAUCCACAGCAUCACUUUUGAUGCUACUUUUGUUUGUCACGCGAUCUACGUCGUGUUGAAGUAUGGGGAAGUCAAAGACCAAGAACCAGAAGAAAUCCCGAACGUCAGCCAACCACUUGGCCGAGCAGACGUAUGGAGCCGUCCCCCACUCCUUCGUCUUUCACCGUGGUCAAAUCGGGAAAAACGUGGCUCAGCUCAUCCUGGACGUGAGGAGAGUCAUGGCUCCUUUUACUGCAGAGUCUCUGAAGGUGAGGAAGAAGAACGUGCUGAAAGACUUUGUCUCCAUCGCGGGGCCACUGGGGGUGACGCACUUCAUGAUCUUCAGCAAAACCCAGACCACCGUCAACAUGAGACUUGCUCGGCUUCCUAAAGGUCCCACGCUUCAUUUCCAAGUGCUCAAGUACUCUCUCGUCAAAGACGUGGUUUCAACUCUGAAGAAGCACAGGAUGCACGAACAGCAGUUCACCCAUCAUCCACUGCUCGUCCUCAAUAACUUUGGGUGCGACGGCAUGCACGUCAAACUCAUGGCCACCAUGUUCCAAAAUAUGUUCCCGUCCAUCAACGUGCACAAAAUUAGCCUCAACAACAUCAAGAGGUGUGUGCUGGUGAAUUACAACCCAGAGACGGAGGAAAUCGAAUUCAGACACUACAGCCUGAAGGUCGUUCCCGUCGGCAUGAGCCGCGGAGUGAAGAAGCUGAUGCAGGAGCGAUUCCCCAACAUGAGCAAGCUCGAGGACAUCAGUGAGCUGCUUAUGAAGGGCGCAAAUCUGUCGGAGAGCGAGGCGGAACAAGACGGCGAGCACAACAUCACCGAGCUGCCGCAGGUCUACUCCGGCAGGGGCAACAUGGCGUCGCAGCAGAGCGCCGUCCGCUUGACUGAGAUUGGUCCUCGCAUGACUCUGCAGCUGAUGAAGAUCCAAGAGGGCAUGGGAGAAGGAGACGUCCUUUAUCAUUCUUUAAUUUCCAAGACCGAGGAGGAAAUACAGGAGAUCCUGAGCCGGAAGGAGGCUCAGAUGAAGGAGAAGGAGGUUCGGAAGAAGAAGCAGGCGCAGAACGUCGCUCAGAAGAAAGAGAAACGAGAAGAGAACAAAAAGAAGAGUCUGGAGGGCAUAAAGAAGAAAGAGGCUGAAGAAGAGGACAGUGAGGUGGAGAAUCCUGGGCUGCCGGAGGGUCAGACAGCUGCUGUUGAAUCUGAUGACGAGGCGGAAUAUUACAGACAGGCCGUCGGAGAGGAGCCAGAUGAAGACAUGUUCCCUGCUGCCAAGAAGAGGCGGAGCUCAGAGAAGCCACAAGGAUUUGUGAGGAAGAGGAAAACGUCCAGAGAUGGAGACGCCAGAUCUCCAAAGAGAAAUGGUCCAGGAGGACGAUACGGGGACAAACCGGGAAAAGGACGGAAGAUGUCCGGGGACAGGGAGAAACCAUUUGGAAAGAAAAUGAAGCCCGGAGGAAAGGCAUUCGGCGCUAGAAAACCUGGCGAUCGAGAAAGUAAAUUUGGCGGGAAGAAGAAAUUUGAAGGCAAAAAGACAUUUGGUGGGAAUAAAAACAAGGAUGGACACUUCAGGCCUAAAGGUCAGAAGGCCAAGCCAGGCUUCAAGAAGAAAGGUUUCAAACAGAGAAAGGGAAAAGGUUCGACGUCUCCGUGUUUCAAAUGUGGCACAGACAGUUUUAGAUUUUUAUAUCUCGCUUCAGUUCGUGACAAAUCUGCUCAUCGACACUGCAGGAUUAAAACGUGCACGAGAGGAACCAAGAUGGUGAACAACUUCACUGAGUGCGAGAGGUUUCAGAUGGCGCUGUUGCCCUCGGUGUACGGGGUGGAGUUCAUCGUGGCCCUGGCGGGAAACCUAUUUGCCCUGUGGCUCCUGGUGGUCAGAGAGAGGAGGAACUGGCACACCGGUGUCGUCUUGUCGUGUAACCUGGCCGUCAGCGACCUGCUCUACAUCCUCACGCUGCCUCUGCUCAUCGCCUACUAUUCGCUGGGGAAAAACUGGAUGUUCGGCGCCGCCGCCUGCAAAAUCGAGAGGUUCCUUUUCACGUGCAACCUCUACGCGAGCAUCUUCCUCAUCAUGGCGAUAAGCGUGAACCGGUGCGUGGCCCUCGCGUGGCCCUUCUUCGCCCGCUCCCACGUGAAGCCGGCCCACGCCAAAGCCGCCAGUGUCGUCAUCUGGAUUGUCGUCGGUUGCAUUUCCUCCCCCGCGUUGAAGUUCGCCUCCGUUUGCCAGAAUGUCCACACGAAGAAGGUCCUGUGCGUUUCCUUCUGCGACCAGAAUCCCGGAGACGAAGUCGCCCACUUCAAGUAUAAAGUGUUUCUGGCCGUGUUUGGCUGCCUCGUGCCCUUCGUGGUGACCUUCGUUUCGUACUGCGUGGUGAUCUGCACGGUGUGCAAAAGUGUCAGCAUAACCAGGCUGGAGAAACGCAAGGUGGCGCUGUUGGUGCUGUCCGUGAUUGUGCUCUAUGCCGUGUCCUUCGUGCCCUACCACGUGUUUCAGAUGUAUCACUUGUAUCUGAGGAUCCGUGAUCCGUCCACGUCCAUCUGCUGGGUUUAUAACAUGUACCAAGUGUCAAAGGGCCUGGCCACGCUCAACAUGUGCAUCCACCCUGUCCUUUACAUGGCUUUGUUUGACAGUAUUAGAGUGGCUUGUUGUUGUUGUAGUAAAAACUCCAAGGACAACAACAGCAUAGUGAUGAGAAAGUAGAGCUGCACGACCUUUUUAUAUUUUGAAAAAUCUGUUAUUGACUAUUUUUUUGCCUUUUUUAACAUAACCAUGUGCAAUAAAAUGACACUCCAUGUAAAA
Molecule: messenger RNA, 2934 nt
Organism: Solea senegalensis (Senegalese sole)
Lineage: Eukaryota; Metazoa; Chordata; Actinopteri; Pleuronectiformes; Soleidae
Product: suppressor of SWI4 1 homolog
Exons: 14
Coding region: 205-2835 (876 amino acids)
Biological process (GO): ribosomal large subunit assembly; G protein-coupled receptor signaling pathway; rRNA processing
Cellular component (GO): membrane; preribosome, large subunit precursor
Molecular function (GO): rRNA binding; G protein-coupled receptor activity
Source: RefSeq, a predicted model, not a curated record